AUGGGUACCCAAAUAGCGCCCGCAUCAGGCAUCCAUAGUCUCCCACUUGAGCUACUAGCGGACAUCGCCAGACACACCGAGGCUUCUGGUCUAUGCGCUCUUCGGCUCACCUGCCGAGCGCUGUACCAUAGCAGCCUUCGCUACUUUACUCAAACCUUUGUACACACAUUAAAGACCGAUCUUUCACCAAAAUCACUUGCCCGCGUCGAGAAAGCAGCCAACGAUGAAAUUUUUGGCCCCUGUGUCCACAAGUUAAAGAUCAUCAGGAAUUCAAAAGAUUGCCUGGGACAACUCGCCCCGGAUAACACAUCAAACGAAACAUAUAUUCAAUCAUGGCACGAUGUGAUAAAACGCCUGGUGAACUGUCGAUCUUUCGAACUGCACUAUUUAACAUAUACAACACUGCAUCCCGACGGCGAUGGCAUCACGCUUGACGCGGCCACUGGCUUCCUUCUCGAAACUAUAUCCACCACGAACAUUCCGAUGGAAUCUUUCUCGAUAGAUGUUAUGAGAUACAGGGAUAGAAGGCAACAGGAAAACAUAACGCAAUUUGGUCUCGCCACUUUUAGGAUCCCGGCAUUUUCCCAGCUCAAGGAACUAAGCCUUGCGAUGCCGGAUGCCGAGACGGAGACUAUCAAUUGGAUGGCGAAAACGAUACAAGGCGCCAAAUCUCUCCGAAAGCUGGGGAUCCUUUUUAGCUGGAAUUGCAAAUCGACUUCACUUCUCUCGCAGCUUUCGUCGGUUGGAUGCUUGCCGGAACUACAAGAGUUGACUUUUUCGCGGAUGUCAAUUGACUCUUCGGCUGCUUUGGGGAUGUUCCUUUACAACAUUCGAAAGUCUCUUCGCUCUGUUAUUUUUUCUGUUGUGCAGCUGGAGCCUCGAGGCUGGCGCUCUAUUCUCCGCGAAUUGAGUGGAGAUGUAUACCGACUUAACAGUUUGAUUCUGCUUCGUGUGGUAGAAUCUCAGAGGCUCGUGAGCUUCCGGAGGAUUCUACAUUACGCACUCGCGGUCAGGCCCCUAGACAGGAGACUAUUCCAUCCGGGCCAACUGUGCUUUUCUGAACGGGAGGAUGUGGUCUUCACCUACUCGGGACCGGAUUUCAACCAGAUUAUACGGAGAGUGGCUGACCUUAUAGAGUCAUCUUAG
Messenger RNA from Penicillium robsamsonii, 1146 nucleotides. RefSeq lists its product as uncharacterized. The transcript has a single exon. The coding region runs from base 1 to 1146 and encodes 381 amino acids. Gene Ontology annotation, molecular function: protein binding. Lineage: Eukaryota; Fungi; Ascomycota; Eurotiomycetes; Eurotiales; Aspergillaceae. The record is from RefSeq and is a predicted model, not a curated record.